This is a messenger RNA of Cinara cedri, 1347 nucleotides long. The record is from the annotation of a GenBank genome assembly. Lineage: Eukaryota; Metazoa; Arthropoda; Insecta; Hemiptera; Aphididae.
AUGGAGGAUAUCAAAAAUUCCAAAUCGUUAAAUAAUCAGCUCAACAAGUUUGAUGCUGACCUGUGUGAUGAAUUUCAAAGUAAAAACAACGAUAUAGAUACGAUAAAAAACUUUGAAGUGUGUUUUAAUGCUGUAACUGAAGAUUCGGUUACUAAUAGCGAAUCUUCCAAGGACUGCAGUAAUUUUAAUGAACUUGACGAAGAAAAUAAAUUAUUGGUAAAAAAUAUAAAUAUAUUGGAAAAAUGGAUAAACGAAAUAAAUGAAAACGAAAUGCGUUCAAAUAAUCGAAAUCAGAAUCAUAUAAUGGGUUCAGAAAACAAAUCUGAAGAUCUCACAAAAAAGGAACAAAAAUUAGUCACAAAAACCAAUGUAAAAGAGGAAAUUUGUAAACCGAAACCAAAUUUAGACGAUUUUACACAAAAAGAAGAUAAUUUGCAACACAUAAUGUGUUUAGAAAACAAUCCUGAAGAUCUCACAAAAAAGGAACAAAAGAUAGUCACAAAAACCGACGAAAAAGAAGAAAUUUGUAAACUGAAACCAAACUUUGACGAUAUUAUACAAAAAGAAGAUAAUUUGCAACACAUAAUAAAUUUAGAUAAAAUGAAAAAAACAAUAGAAAUAGGGGAAAAAUACGCUAAAGAAACGAAUGAAGCUAUACGCCUACAAAAAGAUCAAAAUAAAAAGCUGACGGAAGUGUUAGAGUCAUGUAACAAACAAAUUGAAAUUAUAAAACAGAAGAUAGACGAAAAAAAUGUUGAAUCGGAGAAUUUUAUUGUUCAAUUACGAACAGAGAAAUUAAACGUUGAAGAAGAAAGAAGAGAUUUGGAAAAGAAAUACAAAAAGAGUAAACAAGAAUUAGAAGAAUUGGAGCAUCAAAAAGAACUGCUAAACGCGAAUUUUAGUAAAUUGCAUUGUAAAUUAAACGGAAUUAAUAAAAAUAUGGACGAAAAUCACAAACUAUUGACGGAGAAAAUUGAAAAAACCCGCACAGAGACGAAACGAUUAUUGAACGAAAUUUACUUGAAAAAACAACUCAUUGUAGAAUUAAACGGUAAAUUGGCAGAAAUGAGAGAAGCGUAUAAAACGGAAGCUGAAAACGUUCAUAAUUUGAAAAUACAAUUGGAUAACUUAAAGCACAAACAAAGCGUAAUGAUGUCGCCCAUUGUGAAUUCGCAGACCAGCCAUGUCAAUAUAGUUCUAAACAACUUCAAAUUAGACAGCGACAAUAUGUCGGGUAUGUCUGCGGAGUGCGCUGGUAGCCCAGACGAUUAUGAGGACACGAAUCAGGAGUUUGACGAUUUGAUUAAAACGUGCUAUUUGCUUGUAGACGAUUAUAACAAAGAAUAA